Molecule: messenger RNA, 1119 nt
Organism: Camelina sativa (false flax)
Lineage: Eukaryota; Viridiplantae; Streptophyta; Magnoliopsida; Brassicales; Brassicaceae
Source: RefSeq, a predicted model, not a curated record
AUGCCUUUCUUGUCUUUUCUUGAUUUGAGUGACAAUUAUCUCAUUGGCUCAUUUGAAAUCACUAAUAUUUCUUCGUCUAAACUCGAGAUUUUACUACUUGGGAAUAACCAUUUUGAAGCAGAGAUCAUAGAUCCUAUUUUAAAGUUGGUUAAUCUCCAAUAUCUCAGCCUCUCUUCCUUAAACAUAAGCCAUCCGGUUGACUUAACACUCUUCUCUUCUCUCCGAUCUUUGUCAUACCUUCAUCUUUCCAGAACCAGUUUAACACCAUGGAGUGUGAAGUCAGGCAUCAGAGUUCCAAAGGACAUGGAGAUCUUGAUCUUGUCCGGAUGCAACAUCAGUGAAUUCCCCAGAUUCUUGAAGUCCUUAAAGAAGUUAUCGUUUUUAGAUCUUUCAAACAACAGAAUCAAAGGAGAAAUUCCUGAUUGGUUAUGGAGUCUUCCUCUUUUAGCCUCUCUGGAUCUUCACAACAAUUCAUUCACUGGAUUCAAAGGUUUGCUGGAUCAUGUUUUAGCCAAUUCAUCCGUACAAAUAUUAGAUAUUGCUUCAAACUCUUUCAAAUGUUCAUUCCCUAAUCCACCAGUAUCCAUCAUCAACUUGGCUGCUUGGAACAAUAGUUUCACAGGAGAGAUACCUCUCUCUGUCUGUAACCGAACCGCUCUCGCUCUUCUUGAUCUAUCCUACAACAACUUCACUGGCUCAAUCCCUCCAUGUAUGGGUAAUUUUACCAUAGUGAAUCUCCGGAAAAACAAGUUGGAAGGAAACAUUCCAGACGAGUUCUAUAGUGGUGCUUUGACACAGACAUUUGACGUUGGAUACAAUAGGCUAACCGGAAAGCUUCCAAGAUCGCUCUUAAACUGCUCUCUCAUAAGAUUUUUAAGUGUGAAUCAUAACAGAAUCAAUGACUUGUUUCCCUUCUCGCUCAAGGCAUUGCCAAAUUUGAAAGUUCUUAUUCUCCAUUCAAACAGAUUUUGUGGUCCUAUAUCUCCACCUGAUGUGCAAGGUCCUCUUGCAUUUCCCAAGCUCCAGAUACUCGAAAUAUCGCAUAACAGAUUUACCGGAACCUUACCAAUAAAUUACUUUGCAAACUGGAGUGCAACAAUCCGCAAAGAUGAAAGAUGA